UAUAUGUUGGUUAAAUGUUCAUUCUGGAGGUAUAGUUUUCUUUUAAGGAUUGUUUAGUGCAGAAAAUGGAUUCGCAUGGGAAUGACAAAGAAAAUCUUGAUGUUCAUGGAAUCCAUAUAUUUUUAAACACAAGAUGCCUCGUACAUGCAAGGAAUUGGCUCCAUGAACCCAUCAGUGCUAUGCAAGUUUGUAUGGUUAAAGCACAAGCUUAUUGCUUCCUUUGCGUGUAGGUUGAACUGUAAUAACCUUUUCAUUAAACAGAGCUGAGAGUGAAAACACAUUUUCAUAUGAUUAUACUUAUAAUGAUUUUAACCCUAUGUCGACCUUACAAAAUGUUGGGGUGCCUAGUAUAUUCCAAAGAAUGCGAGAAGCAGCAAUUUGCUAAAGCAGAACACAGGGUUAACAACAGGAAAAAUUGUAUUUAUCCCUCUUACUCUUUUGUUCAAUAAAUAGAACACUUAUUAAUAAUAUUACAAUAUUAGGCUUUGUUUAGUAUAAGAGGAUUUUCAUCUUAUAUCAGUCAGUAGACUUUGAAACAAUGAAUGUUACUGACAGACAUUCAGCUUAAUCAUUUAAUUUUAGAUUAUAUAAUCUGGGUCUCCACCCUGAAGCAAGUUGCCUCAGGAUUCCUCCUCAAAUAAAUUGGAGCAUUACCACAACCUGAAAAUCUCUUCAACUAGUUAGAGGUGUCUUCGGGACAUGCUGUGUGUUUUUUGCUGUUAAGGGUUACAUUGAGAUAAAAGAGCUUGGGGGUGCAUGCACAGGACAGGAUGAAUUGCUCUACUUGCCCACAUCAGUCCCUGUUUCUACAGCCAUUCUGGGGUCAUGUCCUUGUAGAGUUUGGAGACCUUCUGUGCUCCCCAUUUUUCCCAGUUUUGCUGGCUUUUACUGGUUUUCUCUGUUUUAGUGUUCCAUUUACUGUAGUAGAUUUAUUGGGAGAACAUUGUCAUUUCUUGUAUCAAUACAAGAUACAGAAAAACAAGCACCCAACUCUAGAGAUGAUGGGGCUUUGUUUAUGGAGAGCUGUAUUUAACCAUCUCUUCUAUGUCAUUCCAGGGAUACUUCUGAAUUGGUUCUGGAUGCCAUCAACAGUGCUGCCGGCCACAGCACCAACUGUAUGUACUUUGUUUGUGGAGAUGUUAGGGUGCCUGCUCUUAUUUGACUUCCAGUACUAUAUAUGGCAUUUUCUACAUCAUAAGAACCUAUGGCUUUACAAGAAAGUCCAUGCUAUUCAUCACAAGUACUCGGCCCCCUUUUCAUGGUCCAGUCAGAACCUGGGAGGCUAUGAGCUGAUGACUCUUGGUUUCUGGAGCAGCACUAACCCUUUAAUAUUAGGAUGCCAUCCUCUAGCAUCAUGGGCUUGCAGUCUGCUAAGUAUCUGGAUGUCAGUGGAUGACCACUCGGGCUACAAUUUCCCUUGGUCUCUUAGCCAGAUUUUAUCUGGGUUAUAUGGAGGUUCAUUUGCCCAUGAUUUGCACCAUCAAAGGCCAGAUACAAAUUUUGCUCCAUUUUUUCAACACUGGGACAUUAUUUUUGGCACUGCCAAUUCUAUAUAUAAAGAGUCAAGAGGGCAGGAUAAAAGCAAUGCUUUUUGUGAAAAGAGCCAGACCACAAUCAAAACCCAAGAAAUAACCACAAAAGAGCUAUCUACCUUUAGAAUUUUCAAAUCUCACAGAAGAAAUGUGAAGUUCAGUUAGAAAUUGUAGAAUCUAGAAAAAUAUUGGUGCUUUAAUGAAUUAUAAGUACAAUAUCCAUAUAGCUGCUAAUCAUAUUUGCUUUCUCCAAAAAUACAAAAUUCAUUUAACAGAGUAGGUUAGUCAAUUUUCCAUAUUCUCUUUCUUAUAGUAUGUCCUAGUACAGAUAUGAUUUGAUUCCAUGGUGAAUUUUAUUUAAAGCAACUUAGAUGCAGGUUUUCAGAGAGGUAGCAGCCACUUAUCUACAAGCUAGAGCAACCUUAUAUAAAUAAUGUGGUGUUAGAAACAGAACUAUGUGAUUCAUAGAAAUCUUUUAGAGUUUAUUAGAUAUUUAGCCAACUGAAGAAUUCACUGUAUGAAUAUGUGGCAAAAGAAACAAAGUUUUUGUUUAUUUUUACAAAGGAUAAUGUACUUCCCUAGUAUGAUCAUUAGCCUUUAGAUUGCAUGUGCUAAAUCCCCAGCAUUAAUACUUUCCAUUAAUCCACAUCUCAGUAAACAAUGAUCUAAUUAAUAUCCUGAGUAGCCAUGAUACUAUAGUUAGAGUCUGACUGAAAUCGUUUAUCUGUGAUUUCCUACACACUUAAAAUAAAAACAUCCUUAUAAACUCUCAUAAUUAUAUUCAUCCACAAUUAUGGUGGGCUUGAAUCAGGUCCUGUACUUGUGAUCUAAACAUCUGCUCUCGGUAAGUAUGUUUUUUUUUAUAUUAGAAUAAUGUAAUCACUCCAUUGAGAAUUGCCUUGGAAAUAAUGUUCUGUUUAUUUAGGAGGCACAAAAAUGUAUAUUUUUUUUAAGCCUUCCUUAUGUAUAUUUUUGUUUUAGUACAUUCUGUAUUAUAAUGUAGAAGUUUAAAUAGUUUUAAAUAGUUUUAAAUAGUUUAAAUAGUUGCUAAAAUAUAAAGGUCCUAUUAAAAGGACAGAUAGUGGAGAGAGUUUAUUUAAUUUACUAUUAUUGAUGUUGACAAUGACAUGACAAAAAGGGAACAUUUUAUGAAUAUAAAUGAGGUUGAAUUUCUUUUAAUUAAUAGACUCUCUUCAGUUUAUCAUAAGCACAGAAACGAAACAGAGCCCAAACUUACACUUAAAUAAGUAUUUAUAUGCCUCCUAUUUUUAUAAAAAGUCUAAGUCAAGGCCUUUUCAUUAAAUCCUCCCACAUACAGUAUAUGAAUGUGUAUUUGCUGGAUUAAGUUCUGUUUUUUUCGGCAACAAGCUUUAUCCUCUGCAAUUCCCUAUGUUAUCCUUCUCUGUUACAAGGACACUCUCAAUAGCAUCACAGUACAAAAGUGCAAGGUACAGAUUUAUUAUUAUUAUUGACUUAGGGCACAUGUGAAAUGUUGAGCCCACUAUCACCACAGGGCUACCAGAGGGGAAAUAAACACUAAGCUAACUGAAUGCAGAAGGUCUAUGUAUGUUGCAUAUGAAUCCCGCUAUGAAGGUCACAGCAUGAACCUCUUUUCUAUGGCUGGCAGAGGUACCACGUUUGCUUUCCAUCUAUUCCAGAUAAUUGUAAUAAUCCCUGUAGCAGCCUUGCAGUGAUAACCCACAGAAUCUUAGGGUCACAAAUGGCAUAUUAUUUGUUAUACAGUGUGAGAUUUGUUUUCAGAACUUUUUAUUUAACAUUACCCUCAGGGAGGAAACAUGAUAUUAAAAUGGUGAUAUUGUUAACUAAUAGUGAUAUUUGAAAUGAUGUGUCUUUCUAAUAUUUGUUUUAUUUUGGCAGAUUUUCAAUUCAUUAUGAUGGGACCAGGAAAAAAUGUAAUAUAUAACUCAUGGUCACAGAUAUUUGCAGAAAGUUCUUGUGUCUCUCUAUACAGAGAUCAGACAUUUUUAAAAGUCUGCCUAGUUACUUAGUUUUCUACCUGGUAUAUUUUAACUUUGCAUUAUAAUUGUAUAUAUAUGUAAUAUCCUGUGUUAUAAUUUUAUAACACAGAAAAUAGUAUUAACAGAUAUUUCUUAUUUUUAUAUGUGAUGGAUAAAUAAAUGUUGUCCUCUUCACUUGAAAUCCUUCAUGUUCUGGAGAAUAGGUGUCAUCUUGCAUUUCUGGGUACAUCAGCCACUUGCCUCAGUUUUUAAGAGUUUCAUAGAGGUUAGUGUGGGUGACUGGCACAACAAGGAGUAUACCUUCAUUAGAAAACUGCAGGGCAGAUGGAGCAAAAUAGUGCAAGUAGCAUAUCUUUUGGUCAUGAAUUUGAUUGAUUAGCUUAAUCCUAUUAAUUUAGUGUGGAUUUAUACUUUUAUAUAUCACCCUGGAUAUGCCUGUGUGUAUAUAUUGUGCAAGCCUGUAGGUGACCAUAUUGUGCUGGGCGUGUAUGUGUUAUGGUUAUGAGAUUGCAGCAAUUUCGGAUCUUUUCCAAAACAUUUUUCUAAUUCAUGUUUAAUUAUUUUAAAAUUACAUGGUGGUGUGAUGUCUUUGAUGCUGUUAUUACUGCAGCCCACAACAGGGAAAUAUUGUUUAGUUAUAUGACUCUUGAAAUUGCUUAAAUCUCUAAUGUUAUUCAGAUACGUUGGCUGAUCAUACAGUAGCAUAACUAUAGAGGAAGCAGAUCCCAUCGUUGGGAGAGGCCCAGGGAACAGAGGGGCCCAACCCUGGGGACCUUUAUAGCCACUGAAAUCAUGAACACAGUGUGGCAGGCUUGCACGUCUGCUCACAGUGGGGGGCAGGCUUCAGUGUGCACCAGGCCCAUCCAAAGACUUUUUUGCAGAGGGGCCUGGUGGCAUAUCGUUAUGCCACUGUGAUUUCAUAUUAUAUCAUACCACAUGUUUCAGGACUAGAUUCUAGUGAAAGCAUGUUGUCAUAGGCAAGGGGAGCUAUAAAACCCCUUGGAGGGGCCACUUGGCUUCCACUUGGAUACCCUUGUUCUAAAUAGGUAUGCAUGUAUAUUUUUAUUUAUAUAGUGCUACUUACAUGCCCAAAACUGUACAGCAGAACUAUAAAUGAAUACAACAAAUGGGUCAUUACAAUAAUAAAUAAAUACAAAGUAUAAUAAUAAAUACAAAUAAAUACAAAGUACGGAUGCAUUAAAGAUUGCCCAGAGUUAAGUGUCAAAGAGACAAGAGCUUGCAAUCUAAAUAAAUGGUCCCAGGGAAUACCUUAAAUCUUCUUCAAUUUAUACUAAGGGUUUAAGGUUCAAGAUAUACGUUGUUUUUUUAAUUAUCUCAUAUUUUGGUUUAGACACAUCUCCCUGCUUCCCACCCGCUCUACUACCUACCUGUUUGCUGCCGUAGUGGAAAUUUAGAUGCAAAAUUAAGGAAGCAGACCCCAUGGUCUGGGCCAUCACGCAACCUCUUCUGCAAUACAAAUGAUUUCAGCCAAACUACCCAACCUGCUCUGUGUGUUGCUUAUUCUGAUCACUGAAUAUCUGUUAGAAACUUUAGGUAUAUGUGUGUGCCAUCAGCAGACCCUGCUGCCUUAGGCCCCAUGUGACGUAGUGUUCAGCCUGGGGCUGUUGGAUGAAAUGUGCAAUAGAUAAGAUGUCUGAUUUAGGCUAAGAAAUGUAUUAGUCAUUUUUCCAUUGAUCUGUUUAUUUAGUGACUGGGUUAAAUUACGUUUACAGCAAUGGCACACACAGCAGAGUUACGGUGCAAUUCAUAACACAUGUAAGUCUCUUGGACUUGAAAGGAUAAUACCAUAUAAUAGGCCAAUUUCAAUUCACCUAAAAAAUAUUAUUUAAAUCGGUUACAAAUUGCUUGUGUUUUCUUAAGAAUAAACAUGAGAUAUAUGAAAAAACACUCAUAAUCUUUUCUAAUUGGACUGAAUCUGUGAUUUACAGCUGCUAUGUUGCUAAGUAAUGUUUCACUAUUUUUAAUUUAAUUGUGACAGUGGGUUUAUAUGACUGAAUUUUAUUUAUAUAUA
Molecule: messenger RNA, 5543 nt
Organism: Xenopus tropicalis (tropical clawed frog)
Lineage: Eukaryota; Metazoa; Chordata; Amphibia; Anura; Pipidae
Product: cholesterol 25-hydroxylase-like protein 1, member 1
Exons: 1
Coding region: 771-1697 (308 amino acids)
Biological process (GO): lipid biosynthetic process
Cellular component (GO): membrane
Molecular function (GO): iron ion binding
Source: RefSeq, a predicted model, not a curated record